Molecule: messenger RNA, 2284 nt
Organism: Temnothorax curvispinosus
Lineage: Eukaryota; Metazoa; Arthropoda; Insecta; Hymenoptera; Formicidae
Product: protein strawberry notch-like
Biological process (GO): regulation of DNA-templated transcription
Cellular component (GO): nucleus
Molecular function (GO): histone binding; chromatin DNA binding
Source: RefSeq, a predicted model, not a curated record
GUAUUUUUGCAGGCAACAAAAAAGUAUGAUGACGGAGUGAGCGAUGGUACCAGUGGGAGUGACUUUGACGAUGAAGAGGAUCCCGAUAAAAUUGAAGUACCUGGUGGCGGUAAAGAUCUGGCGACGGCCGCUGGAAUUGGAAGUAUCAAAGAUGAGAAGCCUGUAGACUUGCUAGAGAAUUCUUUGGAAAAAACACAAGGAGCGUUAAACGAAUUAAAUAAAAAAUUUGGUAAUAAAAUUCCUGGAGGUUUAGUGACAAAAGCAGCAGCGCCAGGCUACGAGAUGGUGCGUGUAGGAGGCUCUCAAGGUACUCCACCAAAUUUCGCUGGCACAGGUCAAUUGAAUCAACUUAAUCAGUUAGCAACUGGUGGAUAUCCUGGUUUUCCACCAGGACUUGUAGGAUUUAAUCCUGCUGCUUUUCUUCAGUCAAACAUGACUGGCAUGGACAUGAAUGCUUCGAUGGGUAGUUUCAUGGGUAUGCCUGGAAUGAACAUGGGAGUUAAUCCUUUUGUUCAGUUACUUAAUCAAACUGGACAUGGACAACCCAAUUGGUCGGGGCUUUCAGGUAAGGCAGUGUCGCAGAUGUGGAUGAAUGCAGGAGACCCGACAAAAUUGAUGCAACCAAAUAUUCCAGAAGAGGAGGAAGUAGACGACGAAGAUAUGGGUGUCGCCGAGACUUACGCCGAUUACAUGCCAACAAAACUCAAACUUGGACGAAAGCAUCCGGAUCCGGUUGUGGAAACAGCUUCUUUGUCAAGCGUCGAACCAACAGAUGUUUGGUAUUACAAGGUCUCCAUACCGGAGGAAACGAUACGAUCCGGUGCGCUCUCUGCGCUUCAACUCGAGUCCAUCACGUACGCUUCUCAACAGCGUGAGCAUCUCUUACCCGACGGUACACGCGCUGGAUUUCUGAUCGGCGAUGGCGCGGGCGUUGGUAAAGGCAGGACUAUAGCCGGUAUUAUAUUCGAGAAUUACUUGAAAGGUCGAAAACGUGCCAUCUGGGUGUCGGUGUCGAACGAUCUUAAAUACGAUGCCGAGCGCGACUUAAAGGACAUAGGUGCAUCGAAAAUAGAUGUACAUCCUUUGAAUAAAUUUAAAUACGCAAAAGUCUCGUCAGCUGUGAACGGUAAUGUGAAGAAAGGUGUGAUCUUCAGCACGUAUUCUGCAUUAAUUGGGGAAUCGUCGCAGAGUGGCGGGAAAUAUAAGAGCCGAUUGAAACAGCUGUUUCAAUGGUGCGGCGACGAUUUCGACGGUCUGAUAAUUUUCGACGAGUGUCACCGGGCAAAGAAUCUGUGUCCUACCGGAAGUUCAAAACCCACUAAGACAGGAUUAACAGUUUUGGAACUGCAGAAUAAGCUUCCGAAGGCUAGAGUCGUAUAUGCCAGUGCAACCGGCGCCUCUGAACCUCGCAAUAUGGCCUACAUAGUACGAUUAGGUAUGUGGGGUGAGGGCACGCCUUUCCCGGAGUUCAAUGGCUUCAUCACUGCCGUGGAGAAGCGCGGAGUCGGCGCGAUGGAUAUGAAGCUGCGCGGCAUGUAUAUUGCUCGGCAAUUGAGUUUUCACGGUGUUGCCUUUAAGAUCGAGGAAGUACCUCUUUCCAAGGAUUUCACGAAAGUUUAUGAUCACUCUGUGCGAUUGUGGGUGGAAGCGAUGCAGAGGUUCCAGGAAGCGGCAGAGUCAAUAGGUGCGGAGAAUCGUAUGAAAAAAACAAUGUGGGGCCAGUUCUGGUCGGCGCAUCAACGCUUCUUCAAAUAUCUCUGUAUCGCCGCGAAAGUGAAACAUGCGGUGUCUGUGGCUCGCGAGGCGGUCAAAUUUGGUAAAUGUGUGGUGAUUGGUCUACAGUCUACCGGCGAGGCACGUACUUUGGAGCAGUUGGAACGUGACGACGGCGAACUUAGCGACUUUGUUUCUACUGCAAAGGGAGUUCUGCAAACGCUAGUGGAAAAACAUUUUCCGGCGCCAGAUCGUAAUCGCAUUCAGCGUCUCCUUGGUUUAGAACCACCAAAAUUCAAGUUAGACGAUGAUGACUUAGACGGUGCUGGCGGUUCUGCGGGAGGCAGCAAGAGGAAGCCGGUUCGGCAAGUAGAGCAGCGUGCGACAAAGAAAGUGCGCUCUUGGUCAUCAGAAGAAGAAAUAUCAGACGAGGACAGAAACGGCGCUCACAGUUUUGGCUCCGAGUACAAAUUAAGUGGUACCGAAAGUGAAGACGAUCAUCAUACGGACGAAGAGAGCAACGCCAGUUCUGAUUUCAAUCCGUUCUUUAGCGACAGCGAUUCUGACGUUG